Molecule: messenger RNA, 2111 nt
Organism: Magallana angulata
Lineage: Eukaryota; Metazoa; Mollusca; Bivalvia; Ostreida; Ostreidae
Exons: 3
Coding region: 214-1626 (470 amino acids)
Source: RefSeq, a predicted model, not a curated record
GUAAUUGUAAACAGUGCGAUCUUGUCACGUUCACCUGCUAAGCGCCUUAUAACCGGUAUAUAUAUUUGCUAUGCCUUACACAUUGACUGGUAUUUUGAAUUUGUCUUGGGACUGUUUUACAAUUUGUUUUAUUUCAGGAGAGAAUUUCUUUCACAUAUUUUGGAACAUUUUACAGGACAGAUGAGAUUUUAACUUCUCUGUUUCUGCACAAAUAUGAUAGGUCUAAUGAUUAAAAAUCCAGCGCUUCUGACAAGUGUGUUUUCGGCCGUUCUUCUACAGAAUGGGAUUCGUAUGUCUACAUGUGCCUUGAAUUCAAAAUUCAGUCAUGAAACUGGUGCAGUUAUUUCUCGAAGCCCACCCGGAUUAAACUCGGGGCUGAAGCUUUGGUGGACGAAGCAAGUCACCCCUGAAUAUUACGUAGCGGGAAGACUGAGCAGACGACAGUUACAAUACGCGGCCGAAGGAGGCUUCAAAAGUGUUGUUUCUUUAUUUACAUACGAGAACGACAAAGACUGCUGUUUAGGGAUGGACUAUUUACCCGAAACAUCCAAAAUGGCUACGAUUGCCAAAGAGUCUGGACUUCAGUUUAGAACCGUGAUGGAUUCGGCGGGGACCUUGCCAUCUUCCGCCGAUUCCGUUUCACAACUAAAACAGGCACUGAACAAUAUCCCCACUCCCGUACUUGUGCUUUCAGACCGGGGCUACAGUGCAACAUUUACUUUGUUUAUGUAUUUAUUAAAUUAUGAUAAGAAUUUUACGAUGGACAGAGCUGCUGCUAUAAGUCAUGUGUUGGGAAUGGACUUGAGUAUGAAAUGUACCAAUCAGAAACUGUGUAAAGUAACCGGAGAAAAUGUCGAGUUUUCUAAGUUAGAUAAUUUACCAAAGCAGUGGCUGAAUUACUGGCAUGCUAUACCCGUAUAUAAGAAUUGGUUUGUGGCAGGGCAAAUUUUGGAAUCACAUAUUCCUCGCAUCAUGCAAGCUGGGUUCAAAUCCGUUGUGAACCUUCGAGCUGGUACAACCCACAAGGGGAAACCAGCACAAGAAAAGGUUACACUGAUGAAUAUUGCGGACAAUUCUAAGACCUAUGGUGAUGAGAGUUUAGGUCCCAGGCAGAGUAUAGACGCGUUAAAACAAAAGAUUCUUGAUCCCCUUAAAGAGAACUCAUAUGUAUCCCCGAACUCAUCACACAAUUUCGCCACGUCCAAUCCAGAAGAAUUCGGAGAUCUCAUUGGUUAUAACGAAGAUCUUGAAAAACUCGCCUUUCGUAAAGCAGGGUUCCCUUAUUAUCACUUACCAGUUGUCAACAGUGAACCAUUUUCAGCUGAACUAUUUGCUCUCUAUCAGCCAGAAUUAAUGGACGCCAUCAACCGAGGACCAGUUCUUGUUCACUGCGCCAGCUCCAAACGGGCAGCAUACAUCGCUGUUUUGGCCGCCGCGGUACAACACAAUCACGACCUAUCCUGGGCACUGACCAAAUUAUCCGACCUAGGACUGCCCGUAGGUCCCGACAGAAAGGCGGAUAUAUACGACAUGUAUGUAGGGAUACUAUCCCUAGAUCGGAAGGGAAAGAACCGUAACUCCAACAAUGCAUGCAAGGAAUCCUGUGUCAAAUUUAACGGAAACUGAUGGAGUGGAUUUGAAUUACUGAUUUGAAAGGUGCAAUUAUAUUUACGCCUGAUAUAGAAUCUCAUUAUAUUAGUACUCUGCAACUAGUCAUUGGAAUUUUUCCAAGUAAAACAAACAUGAAUCAUUCAUUUUAAAGGAUUUUUGGGGCAUUAUGAUUUCUUUGAGGUUUUUGGGGGUGGAGCGCGCUGAACGGUUUUGUUGGCGAGGAGAAAAAGGAGAGGUCGUCGAAUAAAUUAAUUAUAUAAACCUUGAAGAAAUAUUUGUGUAGCUCCGAUAGAAUUCAUGUAAUGCUUUAUGAUUUACUCGUGUAUAAAUGAUUUUGUAUAGUUUUUUAUUGUUCCAUUUUUGUUACUUGUCAAGUUGAUAUCUCAAUGGAAAAAAUACUUUACCUUGGUGUUUUGUAAAUUAUGUUUACAUUUUUUCUACAGAGUUGUGGCUCCUAUGUUCAAUAUCAAUUUAUUUUUUCAAUAAAAGAAUUCAGUUUU